GACGCAAAACCCGGCGACUGCGCAGGAUCCCGGCCGAGUCCGUUAUGGCCGCUGCGGUCCUGAGGAGAAUGAGGGGAUCAGAGCAAGCCAAGCUGCCUCCCGGGCGGGGCAUCCAGAUACCUGGGGGGUUGUCACGGCCGCUGAUCCUGGCUCUCCUGCUUGCAGCCGCCACCAUGUCCAGUGCUCCAUCACAGACUAAUUCAAUGAACCAAACUGCACUCAAGACAAAUGUUUCUGCUGUAAACACUAAUGCUUUAACAUUUGAAAACCAAACCAAAUCAUCUAUUGCCCAAAUCAGUACCACUCUCCCUCCCCCAAGGAGUACCGAGAAAAGUGGAGGGACAUCUGUGACCCCUCAUCCCUCACCUACUACUUCUCUGGCCCAAGAGGAAGCUGGCAACAAUGAAGAUCCAAGCAUAGAGGAAGAAGAUCCUUUCAUGCUGAAUAGUUCUCCAUCCACUGCCAAAGGCACUGUAGACAAUGGCGAUUAUGAAGAACCUUCAGAAUAUGACUGGUCCACCAGCUCCACCAGGGAUGAUAAAUUCACUGAGGCCUUGGAAGAAAACAGGCAUUAUAUGGGAAGUGAACAGUCAAUGAGAUCUUUUAAGACCCCAUCUUCAAACAUAGAAGAGGAAGAUAGCCAUUUCUUUUUUCAUCUUAUUAUUUUUGCUUUUUGUAUUGCUAUUGUUUACAUUACAUAUCACAACAAAAGGAAGAUUUUCCUUCUGGCUCAAAGCAGGAAAUGGCGUGAUGGCCUUUGUUCCAAAACAGUGGAGUAUCAUCGUCUGGACCAGAAUGUUAAUGAGGCAAUGCCUUCUCUGAAGAUUACCAAUGAUUAUAUUUUUUAAAGCACUGUGAUUUGAGUUUGCUUAUUAUGUGAUUUUAUUUGCUUGACUUUUUAUAUGAUACCAUAUAGAUGUUUGUCAUAAGCAAUUGGUACUUAAAUGAGAGGUGGAUCUCUCUUUAUUUUGCCUUGGUGCUUUGGAAAUUCAGUGUCACAAACAAGGAAUCAUAUUUUACCUAUACUUUUAGAGCCAAGUUCAGUCAAAUUUCCAAAAUGUGGAGCUAAGCAUGACUUGUUAGUUCUGGUUGUUUUAGGUUUUUACUGUACUUUUGCUGGAAGUACUAGUAAUGCCCAAACUUGUAAUUGAAAUCUAACAUAUCUGGCACUUCUGUCUCAGAUUUUCUUUCUUCCACCCAAAUACUAUUGCUUAAGCACACAUUUGUUUGUGCUUCCAAACUGUAAUCUGUAAGGAUGUAUGUAAUAAUGCUUUGCAUAUAAGUAAAAUUGUUUUUCAGGAAAAUUGAUUUUGGAUAAAUCAAACAUAAUGUAAUGAUAUUGCUCAAUUUGACUACAGUUUUAGGUAACAUUAAUAAAUGUGUCUGAAAGUUCUGACAAUAAGGAAUCUGCCGUGGAUGUAGUUAAAUUGUUAAAAGAUAUCCUUUUCUGGUAUGAAUUUCUGAAUUAGAUUUAGAGGUAGGAAUUGUGAUAAAAUAUUAAAUUCAAUUGUUUUUACUUCACUAUUGAUUAUAGAUAGCAUGGGUUCCUCCAAGCUUAAAAGCAAAGGACAGAGUUUAAAAUUAUAUUGGGUGUGUUCACUUUAUUAUUUUAUAGUAAGUUUGAGUAAAUCUUAGGGGACUUAACAUAAUAUUGUAUUAAGGUCUUUCAAGUUGAAAUUAUACCUGAAUGAAGUUUGUAUAAAGAAAGGAUCUGUGUAUACACUGUUCCCCCUUGAGUUUGUUUUAUUUUUUAAUUUCUUUUAAUGGCAACUGGAAAUUAUUUACUGUAUUUUAUGUUAGUCUUUCUACUUUUAAGAAUUGAUGUAAAUAUGUAAUUUAAACCAUGGUUGACUUUCAGAUGUCACUGCAACUUUUUAGAAAAUGUGACCCCUAAUAUAUGUUAAGUGCCCACCUACAAAGCUUAGGUGAGCCAGUGGGCAUGUGCUUUGUUGUCAAGGUGGAAGAAGCAGGGCACUCCAUUUCUCUCGGUGGGCCUUGUACUGUCCUAACAAGGAAGGGAAGCGCAUGGAAAUGCACCUGAACUGUUUUAUUGCAGUAAUUUUUUUCAUAUCUGAAAUUGUAUUAUUUAAUAUUUUGAAUAAGAUUUUAAAAAAUAAAU
Condylura cristata (star-nosed mole) is the source of this 2119-nucleotide messenger RNA. RefSeq names its product chromosome unknown open reading frame, human C5orf15. Lineage: Eukaryota; Metazoa; Chordata; Mammalia; Eulipotyphla; Talpidae. The record is from RefSeq and is a predicted model, not a curated record. The coding region runs from base 45 to 848 and encodes 267 amino acids. The transcript has 3 exons.